Molecule: messenger RNA, 1203 nt
Organism: Oikopleura dioica
Lineage: Eukaryota; Metazoa; Chordata; Appendicularia; Copelata; Oikopleuridae
Source: the annotation of a GenBank genome assembly
AUGGCAUCAUCGGGUCUGAAUGAUUAUGUGAACGAAGUCUGCAAAGCUCUCGAUUAUCGGGAGGGUAUAAAGGCGUCAGAGUUGCUUAGUUUCUCGCACUCGCAUAUCGCCAAUGCUCGACUACGAGUCGAAGCUCCAGAAGCAAUUUGCUCAAGAAUUCUCGCUCAACCGUUCGACGAAAUGGUCGCUGCUCAUAUCAAGACUAUUUGGUCCUCUUCAAAGGGAAAUCACGAUGAAGCCUGGCAAUACCAAAACAUCACCGUUCAAGCCUUCAUAAAAGGCUUCCAAGCGAUGAAAGAAGAAAAUUGGGCUUUACCUCUUAUGCAGACGCUUAUUCUCGACCUCAGAAAUUUCGCCCGACGUGGGGACAAACGAGCGAUAGGGGGAAAGCCGGGCGAGCGCCAGGAAAAGGCCGCGGAAACAAUUAUGAGUGCAUUCAGGGCUUGCACCAGCGACACGCGAACGCGAUUAGACGAUUCCAAGCGAUGGGGAAUGCUUUUCGUAGUGAACCAGCUAUUCAAGACUUAUUUCGCUGUCGGAAAACUCCAUCUUUUGAAGCCGUUGAUUCGAGCAAUUGAUGCAUGCGAUAUUCGGGAUGAAUUCUCACUCUCUCAGCGCGUCACCUAUCAAUACUACGUCGGUCGAAAAGCGCUACUGGACUCAAACUUCUCCCUCGCCGACGAAUACCUUUCCUUCGCGUACCGAAACUGCCACCCGAGCUCCUUCAGAAAUCGAAAGCUCAUUCUCGUAAAUCUGAUCGCUGUGAAAAUGUUGAUGGGACAGGUGCCCAAGCAAGAGCUUUUGCUCCAAAACGGAUUGAGAGAGUACCGAGCGGUAGUUCACGCGAUGAAGACUGGAAACAUUGGAUUGAUGGAUGAUGCUCUUGCUAAGCACGAGUAUUUCUUCGUCAGAUCAGGAAUCUACUUGAUUAUUGAAAAACUCAAGCUGGUUGUGAUCAGACAACUGUUCAAGAAGGUGAUGAAAAUGGCUGGACAUCAUCAAAUUCAACUACAGAUCUUUUUGGACGCAAUCAACUUCGCAGGAAUGCCAGAAUGCGACAUGGAAGAGCUAGAAUGUCUUAUGGCCGGUCUUAUCAGCCACAACUUGAUCCGAGGAUACAUUUCGCACCAGUACAAAAAGGUCGUCUUCUCCCGAAAAGAACCCUUCCCUGUCAUCAAGAAAUCGCCGCUGACCUUCCUCUAG